UACUAGAGCAGUGGGCAAAUAGCAGUUAGUGGUUCGGCGGAUGAUCCUAAGUUAUUUAUUUCUCCAAUUUAAUAAUUCAGAAAGACGAAACAUAUAUCCGGCAGUUCACAUGCAGCUCUCAAAUUAUUUCAAAUAUAAUAACUGGAACAUGAUACUUACAGCGACACUUCGGUGAAAAAGUUAUAAUUCGUUUAAAUUAAGCGGUGUGGUUUGGACGGUGGAUGUGUGAGAACCGGUUUCGGAUCCGCGUGUUAAUCUGUCAGUAGCGUUAAAACCGUUGACCGGCAAUAUGCAGAGGGAUAAUUCAGCAGGCCUACUAGGCAAGGAAUCUUCGAAGCACACGAUGGCGGGCGGUGGCGUGACGGGCGCGCUGCUGUACGCAGUGAGUGCGGCCGUGCUCGGCAUGCUGCAGUUCGGUUUCAACACCGGCGUCAUCAACGCUCCCCGCCCCUUCAUAGAGAACUUCAUCAGCGAGCAGUACCAGGCCAGUCCCAGCUUAGUGUUCAGUAUCAUCGUCAGUAUCUUCGCCAUCGGCGGCAUGAUCGGAUGCCCCUUCGCAAGCUGGAUGUUAGAAAAGUACGGCCGUAAAAAUGCUCUUCUCGUCAACGCCACACUCGGUGUACUCGGUGCAAUAUUAAUGGGCUUCAGCAAACUCGCGGAUUCUGUGGAAAUGAUCAUCAUCGGCAGGUUUAUCAUUGGCAUAAAUUGUGGAUUUGCUACGACUGCUUCACCAACUUACGUAUCUGAGGUAGCACCGGUGAGACUGCGAGGCGCUUUCGGAACAGUCAACCAACUGGCGGUCGCAUUUGGAUUGGUCGGUGCUCAGAUCUUGGGUAUCGAUAUGAUACUAGGAAGUAAUGAAGGCUGGCCGUGGCUGCUUGGGCUCGCUAUAUUCCCAUCCGCCAUUCAGUUUGUGAUGGUUAUUUUUGCACCUGAGAGUCCUCGUUAUUUGCUGCUUGUCGCUCGUGAUGAGGAAAGAUCUAGAGCUGAGUUAGCUAAACUCAGAGGAACGAGUGAAAUUGACGAUGAGAUUAAUGACAUGCACGUAGAAGACCGCGCAGCCAGACAGGAAGAGAAGUUUACUAUUAAAGACUUGUUCGUCAUCAGGGCAUUGCGAAUGCCUCUUAUUAUUGGUGUUGUGAUGCACUUGUCUCAACAGUUGGGAGGUAUCAACGCUGUUCUCUAUUACUCGACAACGAUAUUCGUGGGUGCAGGACUUACGGAGGAAAAUGCUCGCUUGUCUUCAAUUGGUGUCGGCAGUAUGUUGUUCAUAAUGGCUCUAGUAUCGAUUCCCUUGAUGGACCGUCUGGGCAGGCGCACGCUGCAGCUGGGAGGGCUGGCAGGUAUGGCGGUGUUCUCAGUGCUUAUGACUGUAGCAUUCUUCACGUACGAGAAUAACACGACUAUGAGCAUAUUCGCCGUCAUAUUCACAUUCAUGUACGUGGCGUUCUUCGGCGUGGGUCCUAGUUCGAUCCCGUGGAUGUUGCUGUCAGAGUUGUUCGGACAGGGCGCUCGCAGUGCGGCGGUCAGCGUGGGUGCGUUUGUCAACUGGUUGGCUAACUUCAUAGUUGGGCUGACUUUCAUCCCCAUGUCGGAAGCGCUCGGCAACUACGUGUUCCUGCCUUACACUGUCCUGCUCAUCUUAUUCUUUAUCUUCACGUACCUGAAGCUGCCGGAGACAAAGAAUAGGACGAUUGAGGAGGUAACCGCUCUCUUUAAGAAGUAAUCCGGACUAGACUUAAGCGACAUUCCUUAGAAAUAAGAAUACUGAUUGCGUCACUGCAAUAAUUUAUACAGCAUUAUUGUGAUAGAACUGUAUAAAAUUCGAUUUAAUAGAAUAAUAUAGACGACAGCGAGUGUUAUCUAUGUCCUUUCUACCAGAUUUGUAUAAAAAUGGAAAGACUGAACACAACACUUAUAUUAAUUGGAGUCGUUUAAAGAUUCUUCAUACUUGAUAUACCUAUAGAUGAAGUACUUAUUUAACAAUAAAAUACUGUAUAAAUAAGGUGAUUAUUUCAAUUUAUGACAUAUUAUAAAACACUAUUUAAAAUCAUGAUAUUAUUAAAUAUUGUAGUGAAGUAUAGUAUAAAGAGUUCAUAAAUAUUCACUUAAGUAGCUAUUGUACGCAGGAGCAGUUCAAAUGAGAUAUCGUCAAGAACAACAUUUUAUUAUUAAUUUAUUGAUUAAUGUUUUGAUAUUGUUGUAUUUCCAAAGGUUUGAGGACCAAAUUGUUUAUUUCAUAUGAUUAAUUGUUGUUAAGAUAUUGUUUACAUUUACGUUUGUUUGGUGCGGGUGAAACCGAAUUUAGAUCGAUGCACUUUUUUAUAAGUAUUUUUGCGCUUUCUUAUAUUUUUUUCUACCUAUUCUAGUGCCUUAAAUUUUGUUUUACAGUAAAAUGGGGAUUAGAGCAUUUACUAAUGUACAAUGUAUUGUCUAUUCCUCCAUUGAUUUUAAAAGAGGUUGACAUUCAAUGGUACAUUGUUUGCAUGAGCACGGGAGCUCGUUAAAGUAUCAUAGACAAAGAGUUUUUCUAGACCAAGAGUUGUAACACCUCCUUGUAUUAGAGUAAAAUAAAAAAAUCUAUACUAUAUACCUCCCGUGUCGCCUCCUGUAAUUCACAAUUAUGUACUACAGGCCAUUACCUAGAUAUUAUAAAUAUAGUUCGACUCAUUAUCGUUCACAGCAAACCAUAUUUUUCCAUGAUAUUACUAUAUUAACGUGUUAGUGAAUUGUAUACAGUAUAAACAUUUACACUUUCUAUUAUAUUGUUAGGUACUUGCCGCUUCAGGCGAUUAGGGUGACCAUCUAAAAAAUCUUUGUGCACAUUCUUGAAUAUAGAAGCAAAUCGGAUUACCGUAAGAAUCCGUUAUGCAUGGACAAUGGAACAACAUCAACAUAAACGAUUAAUUAGUUUCAAAUUCGCCCUUAGAAAAUUUAAUUAGUUAAGGCUAAACAUGCGAUACCUCAAUAGUUGAUAAAGUUAAAAAUGCACUUCUUCUAGAAUAUAAAAAAGUAUUCUUAAAUAUAUUUUCUUCAUUUGGCUACGCCUUUCAUUCAACAACAAUAUAAUUUUUGAUUUGGACUUCGACACACAUUGUUUGUAUUAUAUUAUCCACGACCGUAAAUAGGAAAUUCCCAUGACUUGAUUUAAGAUAAAAAUAAUAAUACGAAAACGAUUUUUGUUUGUAAAACGACGUUAGUAAAACUACGCCUAGUUAACUAAUAGGUGCGUUUACCCUACUUGUAUUCUAAUUAGUACAAUUUACGUAAAUAUGUAAACUGUCAAGGGAAUGUUUAACACAACCGUCCCAUUGUACCUUAGUGCCAACUGUGUGUUUUAUUAGAAACUUCUUUCUUUUUAAUUAGGAAAAAAUACAGCUCAAUCUUUGUCAGUAUUUUCUUCUUAUUUUGUUUACCAUUUACCGUUAUUAUUACGAAGAAAAUCAACUGUCUAAUUUUUUUCUCGUUUGAGCUUGCAACAGAAAAAUAUUACAGACAUUAUGUACAGUCAACUGCAAAAAGUUGAUACUUUGUUGUAAUUCAAAUUAAACCAUAUUGCAUCUGCAUUUUUGCCGCCGUCUGUACAUGUUUAGCGAAGGUUAAUUUCGAAAUUUUAAAGUUUAAAUUAUACCAGGCAGCUUAGUGGUUAUGAAUGUCCUGGUUAAAGAAUACGAAAAGAGAACAAUCCAUUUAAUUCGUAAUUUUGUAUUAGAAUCAUGUUUUAAGAUUUUUUGUAUGUUUCUUUUUAUUAAAAUUUUAAUAUUUUAUGGUGCAGCUAUUGAUUCAACUUAAUGUUUUAUUGUUCAUUCAUGAUUUAUGUAAGUUUGGUUGUGUUUAUAUGUCACAUUGUGCUUGUUAUUUUAAAACCAAAAUUUCGUAACUAUUCAACAAAAAUAUACGAUUAAGUUUAAACUUUAUUACACAUCUGUUUUACAAACAUGUUAACACAGUUUCUGUAAAUACAAUCAUGCACAAUAACAAUAAUAGAUACUGUUUUACAAUAUUUUAUCAGAACAUGUAAAUAUUUUAUUUUCUACACUUUUAUUGUAAUUACGAUUUAACUUUAAAUAUACUAUUAUUGUUAGUAAGGUUUACUGCCCGGUCAAGAAGAAAAUAGUUAGGACCUUAUGGAGUUGUGUUAUUCGAAUUAAUUAGUUUUGAAUAGAACGUGUAAUUCAGUUCCAAAAUGUUGCAUCUUGUUGACUUCUAAGCCGGGCAGUUGGUAUUAUGUAGCCUAGUGAUACGACACAAUAUUGUACCUAAUUGAAUCAAAUUAUAAAAAGCAACAAAAAAUAAAACGAAUUUAAUUCGUCUGUUGAUAUUAAAUUAUUACUAUAUUAGCAAAAA
Helicoverpa zea (corn earworm) is the source of this 4347-nucleotide messenger RNA. Its product is annotated as glucose transporter type 1-like. Gene Ontology annotation, molecular function: hexose transmembrane transporter activity. Bases 290 to 1726 code for a protein of 478 amino acids. The transcript is spliced from 3 exons. The record is from RefSeq and is a predicted model, not a curated record. Gene Ontology annotation, biological process: monosaccharide transmembrane transport. NCBI's taxonomy places the organism in Eukaryota, Metazoa, Arthropoda, Insecta, Lepidoptera, Noctuidae. Gene Ontology annotation, cellular component: membrane.